AAACUUGCCUGCGCAUACUAUCAGUGGAAACAGUUUAUUGCCGGUAGUGCGUGUUGUUUAUCUUGAGUUGACGUUUUAGUUGUUUACAUUUGUUCUUAUGAAGUAUAUGAACUUUUGCGCAGCCUGAAGUAUCUCGAUAUAUGAUGUUGUAAAGAGGGCCGAGUUGCGGACGACGACACGAAGAUAGUGUUUGAGAGCUGUGUUGAACAUUCCACAUUUGUUGAGCCCUGCCCAUUCAAGAUGGUGUCAUACUGCCAGCAGAUGGUCAUGUUCUCAAGCCUCUAUGUGGGCUACAUGCUGUUUGUCUAUGUGAGGAAGUCCUUCUCAUUUUCCACACCUGCCAUCAUGGAGGAGGAUGUCUUGGAGAAAAGCCAGCUAGGUUUGAUAGUGAGCAGUCAGAUGUUCGGCUAUAUGGUGAGCAAGUUUAUCAGCGGCAUCCUGGUUGACUUCUACAGCCCCACCUUCCUGUUUGCUGCGGGACUGUUCUUCACUGGAGUUACUGCUGUCACAUUUACAGUGUUCAACUCAUGGAUGAUAUUCACAGUCAUCUGGUUCCUCAAUGGAAUUGUUCAGGGGACUGGCUGGCCGGCAUGUGCUGUCCUCAUUAAAAGGUGGUUCUCCCCGGAUCAGUUCGGCACAUGGUGGAGCAUACUGUCUACAUCCAUGAACACUGCUGGCACAGUUGGUCCUCUGGUGUCAGCAGCCCUUGUUACCUCGCAUGGCUGGAGGAUAGGCAUUAUAGCAUCAGGUUUGAUGGCGAUGUGUUUUUCUGGCGUGUGUCUCCUGCUGCUACAGGACUACCCGCCAGGCAGUGAACCAAAGGCAAAACUGGAUGCUCCCAAACUCAAAGAUUUCUCAUUAGCACAACAGAAGUCUCGUCUGCCAGUGUUGUUCAGCUGUCCAUUGUACGUGAUGGUCUGCAUCAACUACUGGAUCGUAUCCUUCAUCCGUGGCGGCUGCAACGACUGGGGUCAGCUCUAUCUCAUAGAGGAAAAGGGGCAACCAUCAUUUAUUGGAAGUGCUUUCACAAGCAGCCAGGAAGUUGGUGGAAUUGUGGGAUCGGUACUUGCAGGCUACAUAUCCGAUUAUUUGGUUUGUAAGAAAGGAUGGCAGGUGAAUCCACGUCUGAAGGUGGUGUUGUGGUUUACCUGGAUGACAGCUGUGUGUAUCUACCUGUUGUUGUACUAUGUUAAGGCGGACUCACCUAAAUUUUGGGUCAGUGCCCUCGGGUUUGGUAUUGGCUUUGGACUGUAUGGUGCCACGGCUAUGUUUGGAGUCACAUCCAUGGAAACCGCUCCAUCACGCAUGGAGGGAACAGCUCACUCCAUUGCUGCCCUUGCUUCCAAUUUGGGUAUUGUAGCAUCGGGCCUUCCUCUGAGUCUGAUUGCAAGGUUUUACAACUGGCAUGCAUCAUUCAUCGUCCUUGGUUACCUAUCGAUGGGGUCAGCACUGCUUGCUUACUUCAGUCAGUGGCCAUUCAGUCCGCCAUCAGAACAGGAAGAAGUUGACAAUGCUGACGACAAGAAAACAAACUGAAGCGAUGUCAUUGUUGUUUUAUUUCACAUCUCAGUCAGAAUCAUUCAGCAUAUUUUACAUUCAGAUGGGAUUUAUCCAGACAUAUAGAUAGUAGUGUAUAAGUCUAAGCAGAAAUGGUUCUUGAACCAGAUUGAAAGGACAAGAUGGGCUGUUUAGUAGGGGUGAAACGGUACGCUCUUACCAAAGUAUGGUAUGUAUUACGGUACAAGGCAUUCAGUUCGGUCCGUUUCGGUUCGGUAUAUGAGAUAUGAUCAUAGCACAAAAAAUUGACAAGAGCCAAACCUUUCAUUGUUUAGUAGCAUGGGAAAAAAAUAACCAUAAUCUUUGCUAUUUUGAAUGAACAAAAUUGUCAUUUAAUGACUAGAUAGAAGAACGGUACGAAAAGCGAAAAUACCGAAUUUUUGGAUUGCAUUAUGGUAUACUGAACCGAAGGCAAAAUACUGAGGUUCUAGUAAUACCGCGGUAUACCAUUUCGCCCCUGCAUUCAAGUUCUUUUUUUUUCCAAAUAAGACAUGAAGUAAAUGUUGUAGGCAUUGUUAACCCUACAGCCUCGCUCCAAUCAUUUGAUUGUAUCAACAUGUUCAUCAAGACAAACACAUUAAUUACAAUUACUUCAGCUUGAACUUCCUUGCAUUCAGUAAAAUUGUGAUACUCCGGACACCGGGGAUGUCCAUCAUCCUUAUAAUGACUUCCUCGCACUAUGUUUGUUCAUGAGACCUCAUCAGCUACCCAAGUCAGUUAUUUACAGUAUUAAAGCAGUGUUUUAAUAUUUUCCAACCAGAUUGGCAAGUCUCAAUAAUUUGUCAGUCCAGUUAAGAAGUUGUCAGACCAGACAUUUAUGUAACUGACAUGUUCCAUACAUUCCAUGUUACAUUACCAAAAGUUACACAAAGUAUUCUCAUUGGAUGCUUUCUAUGGAUGCAGAGUAAAUUGAGCCAAUCAGCAAUUGCCAAAGUCAACAUCACUGUCAAAUCUCAUCAACUGGUCAUACAUCAUUCUUCUAUGCAGAAUAAUUAUUGGACAUUUCCUGUGACAUAUAAACAUCGGGUUAUUUUCUAAAUAUCACUUUACGAUAUAAGUUCAUACCUCUAUUUUACUAUGUCUAUGACAAAAAGCAGCCAGACAGUCUGACAUGCAUAUUUUAAUUUGCCAUCUUAGCCUGUCUUAGACAGGUGGGUUGGGGGGAUAUGGAAAACACUGGUUAAGAUGUUUGAAUCUCUUCAAGAGCUGUACCUGUUUAGCUCUCAUCAAUUUUAAUGCAGACUAGAUGAAGGUCAGUUUAGUCAGCAAUCUUGAAUUUCAAAUUUUGUAGCCCAUUGUAACAAUUUGAUUCUGUUGCCCAUUUCAAAAUAUCCAAUAUAUGAUUGCUUUAUUAAUGAUAUGUGAGUGAUAAAUAUGAAUGACUUCAUAUUGAUCAUAUAUCAUUAGCAUCACAUUGUGCUCAUUUACGGUCUCGUAACAUAACUGUAACUUAAGAGAGAUUAUGCUUAAACCCAUAACUCAAGAACACCCAUUUUGAGCCACAUCAUCUGAUUUCAUUCAUGCAGAAAAAGAUGUCAAGGAAAAGUUAAAUGGAUAACAUUAAGUAACAGCAACAUACAUAUACAUUACUGAAUCAUUCAGUUCAUUGUAUUGUGAGCUGUAAAACAGCAGGUGACUUGAGGGAACUACAGGUGAUACGCAAGCAGUAAAUGUGAUCCAGAAAAUAGUCUAGCGAUAUUUAUAGAGGCUCUUUUAUACAACCAUCUUCAUUGAUCUAGUCAUUUUACAGCAUUGUCACCAUUCAAACUUCCUUCAAGACCUCUUUUGUCCAUAUAUUCAUGAUAGCCUUGCAUUGUUAUCAUAAAUGUCCUUAUAUUAUUUACCAACUUAAGUUCAUGAUUGCAUCUUAAACACAACUAUCUUUACAUAUGAUGUCCUUUAAUCUUUGUCACAUCUCUUUUUGAACCUCAUUCUGUUCUUCUUAUAUUAUCCAUGUAUUUUUUCAUGUAAAGUUAACAUCCUUAAGUCUGUAUCAUUAUGUUGGAUAUCCCCAUGUCCUAAAAACUCAUUAAGUUUUGUCUUUAAGUGUUUACAUGUCCUUAUGUCACAUGCUCUUAUGUCUUUGAUGAAGUUCACUCAAGUCUCAUGAACGUAAUGUUAUGAAGUCCACAUCAGUUAUACUGUACAGUCCUUAUGUAGUUAUACUGUAUUUUUAGUUUUUUGUUAUUUUGUUUUCAUUUCUGACUGUUGUCUGAAGAUCUUUCUUACUCCACAAUGUUAGUGUCAGUUAGGCCAGAAACUUAUGUUCCAAAUCAUAAGAUCAGCAUGUUUUGUCUCAGUGGGCAGAACUCCAUGGCAACAGUGAUGGAGGUUCAUUUAGGCAAGGAAAGGUAACUUUUUGUUGGCAUCUGAGAUUAUCUAUUCAGCUGAAUUUUCUAUUUGCAUGGCAUGUUUUGAAUGAUCCGCCAUUGUUUUAAACUUUUCAUGGCCUUUGGUGUGCAAAUUUCUUACUUGUUCUAUGCUUUCAAGUUGGAAGGAUAGGCAGAUCUAAUGUUUCCUGGUGUUUGUAUAGGCAUAUGAAUUUGCAUAAAGUUUAGAAUACCUGAAGAAAAAAUGAUCUUUGGAGUUGUUAAAAAAAUGGAUGUUUAAUCUCAAGAAAAAGAAUCUACAAUUGCUCUUAGGUGUCUGAGGAACAAAGGUCUUUCACUGUACAGGAUUCUCUCAAACUCUGCCCGAUAGUUCAGUUGUCUUUGUUAUCUGUUCUUCAAAACAUCUUAAGACUACCUUUAUCAAACCAAGAACAGCAUUGAAACUGUGCAUGAAACAUGUACAAGUAGAAUAUAUCAUAGCAAGUAUGAUUCAAGUCCCCCACGUUCUUGUCCUUUGGCAAGUAGACAUGUUUCGGAUUGUUUUGCCAUACACUUGUUUAGAAUCCACCUCAAAAUUUUCACCACUGCCUUGAUCCAUAGAUGAAGAUGAUAAUUACAAAGUACCCAACCACUCAAGUACUCAUCGGGAAAA
Messenger RNA from Haliotis rubra (blacklip abalone), 4539 nucleotides. Its product is annotated as glucose-6-phosphate exchanger SLC37A4-like. Gene Ontology annotation, cellular component: endoplasmic reticulum membrane. The transcript has 11 exons. Gene Ontology annotation, molecular function: glucose 6-phosphate:phosphate antiporter activity. Bases 241 to 1536 code for a protein of 431 amino acids. NCBI's taxonomy places the organism in Eukaryota, Metazoa, Mollusca, Gastropoda, Lepetellida, Haliotidae. Gene Ontology annotation, biological process: glucose-6-phosphate transport; phosphate ion transmembrane transport. The record is from RefSeq and is a predicted model, not a curated record.